This is a messenger RNA of Sphenostylis stenocarpa, 267 nucleotides long. The record is from the annotation of a GenBank genome assembly. NCBI's taxonomy places the organism in Eukaryota, Viridiplantae, Streptophyta, Magnoliopsida, Fabales, Fabaceae.
AUGUCAAGUGCCCAGCAAAGCUUCAGUGCAGGCCAAACCGAAGGCCAGACUCAGAUUAAGGCCGAAAACUUUGUCGAAUCUACCAAGGAAUCAGCUUCAGCAGCUGCUGACCAGGCUCAUGCAGCUGCCAACACAGCAGGGGAAACUGCUGAGCAACACAAGGAGGAAGCUGCUGGUUUUCUCCAACAGACUGGGGAGCAAGUGAAGAACAUGGCUCAAGGUGCUGUGGAGAGUGUGAAACACACACUUGGAAUGGACAAGAACUGA